Molecule: messenger RNA, 2134 nt
Organism: Nerophis lumbriciformis (worm pipefish)
Lineage: Eukaryota; Metazoa; Chordata; Actinopteri; Syngnathiformes; Syngnathidae
Source: RefSeq, a predicted model, not a curated record
CAUUAACGACAAUUCACCUCGUUUUCUGACGGAUGAAAUUAAUCUUAAAAUAUCAGAAUCUGUCGCAGUUGGCAGACGUUUUCCUUUGGAGAGUGCAGAGGAUCCUGAUGUAGGAGGAAAUGCUUUGAAAACAUAUACUUUAAGUAAAAAUGAUUAUUUUUCUUUAAAAUUUAAAGAGGCAAAACAUGGAAAAUCAGUGCCAGAGUUGGUGUUAGAAAAAUCUUUAGACAGAGAAAAUAUGUCAGUUCAUCAGCUGCUAUUAACAGCACUGGAUGGAGGAAACCCUGUUAAAUCUGGAACAUGUAAAAUUAUAAUUCAUGUACUUGAUAUCAACGACAACUUUCCUAUUUUUGACGAAAAUGAGUACAAAGUCUCUUUAAAAGAAAAUAGCACCAAAGGAACAUUUGUAAAGCGAGUUUCAGCAAAAGAUGCAGAUGAGGGCAUUAACGGAGAGAUGAAAUACUAUUUCGGUUCUCGCACCCCAGAGGCUGUUUUAGCAACGUUUGAAAUUGACGAAGUCACAGGACAAAUUGUUUUGAAAAGAGAAUUAGACUAUGAAAUAUUUGCAUCUUAUUUAAUCGACAUUACUGCCAGAGACAACGGUGUACCUGAAAUGGAGAGUCACUGUCAUUUACAAAUAGAUGUGGAAGACAUCAAUGAUAAUGCACCUGAAAUUAUUUUGACUUCUAAACCCAGUCCUGUAAGAGAAGAUGCUCCGUCUGGCACAGUGGUGGCUUUGAUUAGUGUUAAAGACAUGGACUCUGGUGAUAAUAGCAAAGUAACAUUACAACUGCUGAAAGGCUUACCCUUCAAUCUUAAACCAUCAUUUUCUAAUAGUUAUGAACUAGUAACCAGUGGUACUUUAGACAGAGAGAGAGUGUCUGAGUACAAGAUUGAGAUAACAGCCACUGAUUCAGGAUCUCCUCCUCUCUCCAGUAAGAAAAUGAUAUCUGUCAGCAUCACUGAUGUCAAUGACAACCCUCCUGUAUUCUCUCAGAGCUCUUAUAAUGUUUAUCUAAAAGAGAACGGAGUAGCAGGUUCUAUACUGUACUCGGUGUCUGCAUGUGACCUGGAUGCUGGCGAAAACGCCAAAGUGUCUUACUCUAUCGUGGACUCUAAAGUGCACGACGUGUCCGUGUCGUCUUACGUUUACAUGAACUCAGAGAACGGCAGCAUCUACAGCAUGCACUCCUUUGACUACGAGAAAGUCAAAGUGUUCCACAUUCAGGUUCAGGCAAAGGACCAGGGCUCUCCGUCUCUCAGCACCAACGCCACCGUCCAUGUUUUCAUCCUGGACCAGAACGACAACGCCCCCGCUGUUAUUUACCCUUCCCCCCACACUGCCUCCCACCUCAGGGUGCCCCGCACGGCCAAGGCGGGCCACCUGGUCACCAAGGUGACGGCUGUGGACGCGGACUCGGGCCACAACGCCUGGAUCUCGUACAAAGUGUCUGAGGCCACAGACGCCUCUUUGUUCACGGUCAGUGUGUACACAGGGGAGGUGAGGACUAAACGCGCUGUGUCCGAGCACGACGACUCCUCUCAGAGGCUGCUGGUAGAGGUCCAGGACGACGGGGAACCGGUCCAGUCGGCCACCGUCACGCUGUCCAUCCUGCUGGAGGACGGUGUGAGCGAGCCCAUGUUGGAGCUGAGACACAAGGUGUCCGAGCCCAGUAAGACAAGCGGCACAAUCACGCUUUAUUUGAUCGUGUCUCUGGCCUCGGUGUCCGUGCUGUCUCUGGUGACUUUGCUGGUUUUAGCGGUGAAAUGCUUGAGGAGCAGCGGAAGCGACGCUAGUUGCUGCAUGAGACGGACACACUGUGAUGAGGACAAGAAGCCCAACAGAAACCUGCACAUUCAGCUCAACAGUGAUGGACCUAUCAAGUACGUGGAGGUUCUGGGAGGAGACGUCAUGUCUCAGAGUCACUCCUUCAGGUCGUGCAUGUCUCCAAUGUCAGAAUACAGCGAUUUCACUUUGGUGAAGCCCAGCAGCACCACUGACUUUAAGGAGGUCAUCAGCGUCCUGGACGCCUCUUUACCUGACAGCACCUGGACCUUUGAGAGCCAGCAGGUGAGUAGAGAAUUUCACAGGAAAUGGCUACAUUUUGACUACACUUUUUAAACCCAGAAAAAA